Molecule: messenger RNA, 3005 nt
Organism: Musa acuminata subsp. malaccensis (wild Malaysian banana)
Lineage: Eukaryota; Viridiplantae; Streptophyta; Magnoliopsida; Zingiberales; Musaceae
Product: protein TORMOZ EMBRYO DEFECTIVE
Biological process (GO): endonucleolytic cleavage to generate mature 5'-end of SSU-rRNA from (SSU-rRNA, 5.8S rRNA, LSU-rRNA); endonucleolytic cleavage in 5'-ETS of tricistronic rRNA transcript (SSU-rRNA, 5.8S rRNA, LSU-rRNA)
Cellular component (GO): nucleolus; 90S preribosome; small-subunit processome
Molecular function (GO): protein binding; U3 snoRNA binding
Source: RefSeq, a predicted model, not a curated record
UUCGUGUUUUCUUCGACUCCUCGCUGCAGAAACCCCAAUCCUCGCCAGGGGCUUCGCCACCCAUGGCGGCGCCGACUCCACUGGCCCUUAAGCGGAGCUACCGCUGCGUGUCGUCGCUGCAGCAAUUCUACAGCGGCGGCCCUUUCGCCGUGUCCUCCGACGGCGCCUCCCUCGCUUGCGCUUGCGGCGACGAGAUAAAGAUCGUGAACUCCUCCGAUGCCUGCGUACUGGCGAGCCUUGGCUGUGAUUCAGAGUCUGUUACCGCCUUCACCUUCAGCCCCGAUGGCUGCUUUCUCUUCUCCGCAGGCCACAGCCGACUGAUCCGGGUUUGGGAUCUUUCCUCCCGGAAGUGCGUUCGUUCUUGGAAGGGCCAUGAUGGUCCAGCUAUGACCAUGGCAUGCCAUUCUUCUGGUGGUUUGCUAGCAACAGGAGGAGCAGAUAGAAAGGUUUGUGUUUGGGAUGUAGAUGGCGGUUUUUGCACGCAUUUCUUCAAAGGUCACCAGGGAGUUGUGACAUGCAUCAAGUUCCACACCGACCCAAACCGGUUACUUCUAUUCUCAGGUAGUGAUGAUGCCAGUGUUCGAGUUUGGAAUCUUGAAUCUAAAAAGUGUGUUGCAGUGCUGGAAAAACAUUUCUCACCAGUGACUUCAUUGGCAUUAUCUGAAGAUGGCCAAAUUUUACUGAGUGCUGGAAGAGAUAAGGUUGUGAACAAAUGGGACCUGCGUAACUAUAGCUUUAAUAUGACAAUACCAACAUAUGAGAUGGUGGAAACCGUUUGCAUCAUUCAACCUGGUAAUUGUUUGUCUGCCCUUUUGGAAACCAGUGGGCAUAGAAAACCUGGUGCUUCAGCUCCAGUUUACUUUCUGACUGUUGGUGAACGUGGGAUUGUACGUAUAUGGAGCUCGGAAGGUGCAGUUUGCUUAUAUGAGCAGCAAUCUUCAGAUGUAACCCUUGGCUCUGAUGAGGAUGACUUGAGAAGGGGAUUCCUAUCAGCUGUUGUAUUACCUUCAGAUUUAGGAUUGCUCUGUGUAACCGCUGACCAGCAGUUUCUGUUUUAUUGCCCUAUGAAAUCUGCUGGAGGAAUGCUUCAGUUGAACUUGUACAAGAGACUUGUAGGAUAUAAUGAAGAGAUUCUUGAUAUGAAGUUUCUAGGUGAUGAUGAACAAUAUCUUGCUGUUGCUACAAAUCUGGAACAGGUGCGAGUAUAUGAUGUUGCAUCCAUGUCAUGUGCCUAUGUUCUAGUGGGGCAUACAGACAUUGUUGUCUGCAUUGACACUUGCAUUUCAACUUAUGGGAGAACGAUGUUGGUAACAGGAAGCAAGGAUAAUAGUGUCCGGUUAUGGGAUGUCAAAAGCAGACAUUGUAUCGGAAUUGGUAGAGGUCAUAUGGGCGCUGUUGGAGCUGUAGCUUUUUCUAAGAAAUGGAAGAAUUUUUUGGUUAGUGGUAGCAGUGAUCGGACCAUUAAAGUCUGGAGCUUUGAAGGUGUCUCUGAAGAUGGGGAUCAGGAGAUUGCCCUUAAAGCAAAGGCAGUUGUGGCUGCACAUGAUAAAGACAUCAAUUCUCUUGCCGUCUCACCCAAUGAUAGUCUUGUUUGUAGUGGUUCUGAGGAUCACACUGCUUGUAUUUGGAGACUUCCUGAUCUAGUAUCUGUAGCUGUGCUUAAAGGGCACAAAAGGGGAAUCUGGUCUGUGGAGUUCUCUCCUGUAGAUCAAUGUGUAAUAACAUCAUCUGGUGAUAGAACUAUAAAGAUAUGGGCUGUUUCUGAUGGCUCAUGCUUAAAAACAUUUGAAGGCCAUACUUCAAGUGUAUUACGAGCUUCAUUUCUUUCACGUGGGACCCAAUUCGUUUCAUGUGGUGGUGAUGGCUUAAUUAAACUCUGGACAAUCAAGACAAGUGAGUGCAUUGCAACCUAUGACCAGCAUGAAGGCAAGAUUUGGUCAUUGGCUGUUGGGAAGAAGACAGAGAUGCUAGUGACUGGUGGUACAGAUGCCUUAAUUAAUUUUUGGCAUGAUUCAACUGCUGCAGAUAAGCAGGAAGCCUUUCUUAGAGAGGAAGAAGCAAUUUUGAGGGCGCAAGAACUGGAAAAUGCUGUGUCAGAUGCUGAUUAUACAAAGGCGAUUCAACUUGCAUUUGAACUUCGGAGACCACACAAACUCUUUGAUCUAUUUUCACGUCUUUGCAGGAGAAGAGAUGUUGAAGACCCAAUAGAGAAGGCUCUUGGUGGUCUUGGAAAGGAAGAAAUCCAUGUGCUUCUUGAAUAUGUACGGGAAUGGAACACAAAGCCCAAACUGUGUCAUGUUGCACAGGCGGUGCUUUUUCGAAUGUUCAGAAUCUUUCCUCCGACUGACAUUGUGGAGGUUAAGGGUGUUAGUGAACUCCUUGAGGGUCUUAUACCUUAUUCGCAGAGGCAUUUUAGCAGGAUUGACAGGUUCGUGAGAAGCACCUUUUUGUUGGACUAUGUUCUGACCAGGAUGUCCGUUGUCGACCCAGAGGAGACGAACCUUCCAAAUAAUGGAGAACAUCCUAUGGCUUCAGAGAAUGGUGUGGCUGACGAACAAGAUGCACCUCAAAGUAAUAGCCAAGUAGAUGAGAUAUCGUGCAAAGGUGACACAGACAAAUCAUCGACCUCUAAUGAGAUGGACAGUAUGACAUCUUUGAAGAAAAGAAAAUCAAGGAAAUCGAAGAAAGGCUCAACCAAGAAAGUCAAGUUGACAAAGCACAAGAACAGUUCAACCAUUUCAGUGGAGGCCUGAAUUCUCCAUGCCACCUUCCUCGUCUCACAAAAAGAGAAUUUUGGUAGCUAGCGUUACAAGUUCGGUCGGCCGUUUCUUUUGGUGUAUUAUGUAAGAGUAUUUUGUUUUCUUGUAGAUCAUACAGUAGAGAUUCCUCCGCUGAUGGCAGUGCUGCUCUGUUUUUUCUUUUUUGGGACUUGUAACAUAUAUUGAUUACAUUAGAUGCAGUGUAUUAUUAUUACCAUACAAGAAAAUGAACUUGUUUCACGUUUA